Messenger RNA from Talaromyces rugulosus, 516 nucleotides. RefSeq lists its product as uncharacterized. Gene Ontology annotation, cellular component: intracellular membrane-bounded organelle. NCBI's taxonomy places the organism in Eukaryota, Fungi, Ascomycota, Eurotiomycetes, Eurotiales, Trichocomaceae. Bases 1 to 516 code for a protein of 171 amino acids. The transcript is spliced from 2 exons. The record is from RefSeq and is a predicted model, not a curated record. Gene Ontology annotation, biological process: vacuolar protein processing.
AUGGCGCAGAAAGCAGCCAAGUCCCUUGCGUCAAAAAACGCUGCCACGCUCAAUAGGACGCAUCAGAUCACCGUCCUUCUGCACUCGCUGUUCUGGGUCCUGCAUUUCGUCUUCAAUCGCCCCAGUGCUCUCCUGCGAUACAUCCUGCUCACGUUGCCCGCCCUCGGUAUUGAAUUCUACCUGGAACGCCUGGGCCGACCCCGCUAUAGUCCCCAAGAUGGAUCGCUGAAACAGUCCGGUGAAGACAUGAGUGCUAAGGGCUUGACGGAGUACAUGUGGGAUGUCACGUAUUGGACAUGGGGCUGUUUGGUCGCCGCCUGCGUCUUCGGUGAUCGUGCUUGGUGGCUGUAUUUGGCCGUUCCCUUCUGGUCUGUGUACUUGUUGUGGACCACAUUCGCCGGGAUGAAGAAAGGGCUUGCCGGUAUGGGAGGUUCAGGCGAAGCAUCCGGAGAGACCACAAGCAAACGGCAGCAGAAGUUGGAGAAACGGGGAGGCCAGCGUGUACAGCACCGCUAG